This is a messenger RNA of Phyllopteryx taeniolatus (common seadragon), 7536 nucleotides long. It is a transcript of the gene trpm6, whose product is annotated as transient receptor potential cation channel, subfamily M, member 6. Gene Ontology annotation, cellular component: apical plasma membrane. Gene Ontology annotation, biological process: protein phosphorylation; protein tetramerization; monoatomic cation transmembrane transport. Lineage: Eukaryota; Metazoa; Chordata; Actinopteri; Syngnathiformes; Syngnathidae. The coding region runs from base 269 to 6220 and encodes 1983 amino acids. Gene Ontology annotation, molecular function: ATP binding; monoatomic cation channel activity; protein serine/threonine kinase activity. The record is from RefSeq and is a predicted model, not a curated record. The transcript has 41 exons.
UUGUGUCCGCUGAAAGGUGCGUUUACGGACUGCGAACUGAUGGAAUUGUGUGAAGCCGCACGUACUACACGAUCCCAAUGAAAACGGGCAGGAUUGUUUGCCACAGUUUCCAAUGCACGGAAAAGGUGCUCAAAGGCUUUGAAGGCGGAGACGGCUAACUUUUCAAGCCUUUCAAAGAUAGUUCAGUUCUUACCCUUUGGACUUGUAAUGGCUGAAUUGAACGGCUAUCAAUAUUGAAGGCGUACUUAGUCUCAAACUUCUUCCGGCCAUGUCACUUAAGUCGUGGAUUGAGGAAACCUUCUCCAGGAGAGAAUGUGUGAAGUUUAUCCUCUCCUCCCGAGAUCUUCACAGAUGCUUUCCAGUAAAUCAAGUAUGUCAAAACCUGAUCAGGUGCUGUUGUGGUCGUCUAAUGGUGGAACACCUUCAGCAAGAGGCACCUGCCCCCACGGUCAUCUUUCCAGUUCCUGAACAGGAUGUGGCGGAGGACUGGUCCUUGGAGCUACACACUACAGCCAGUCCCACCGACGCCUACGGGACCAUAGACUUUCAGGACAGUGCGACACGCGCGUGUCGGGCCAAGUUUGUGCGUUUGGCUGUGGACUCAAAGCCGGAGGCGCUGCUCCAGCUGAUGCUGAAGGAGUGGCAGAUGGAGAGACCCAAGCUCCUACUUACCGUCCAUGGAGGAUCUGAGAACUUCACCCUUCCUCCCAAAGUCAAACAAGCUUUCAGUAAAGGCCUGAUCACUGCGGCCCGCAGUACAGGCGCAUGGAUACUUACUGACGGUAUUAAUACUGGUGUUUCCAAGUAUGUGGGCGAGGCAGUGAAAACAUUUGGGGGCCACAACCUGAGGAAGAGGAACACAAUUGGGAUCACACCUUGGGGAGUGAUCGACAACAACGCAGACCUCAUAGGAAGAGAUGUCUUCAAGCCUUACCAGCCACUGGGGAAUCCUUUGCGCAAGAGGGCCUAUCUUAACGGUUUCCACUCCCACUUUCUUCUGGUGGAUGAUGGAACGCUCGGAAAAUACGGUUGCCAAGAAGGCCUCAGGAAGAAGUUGCAAAAACACAUUCAACUGCUGAAGAUCCACCCGCGACUGAAGCAAAGAGUGCCGAUGGUGUGUGUGGUGGUGGAAGGAGGCCCUGCCAUUGUGUCCACAGUGCUGGACUACGUCAGCAAUGACCCCCCCGUACCGGUGUUUGUGUUUGAGGGAUCUGGAAGGGCUGCCGACCUGUUUGCCUUUUUACAUAAGCACACUGAUAUUGACAGGCAAUUAGAUGCAGACAUUAAACUGGACUUCCUCGCAAGGAUUGGGGACGUGUUCGGAGUCGAUCGAAAGGAAGCGUCUCGCCUUUGCGCUCUCCUCCUGGAGUGUAUGGAUCACAGACAAUCUAUUACCAUCUUUGAUUCAGAGUCAGAAGAGCAGAUGGCCCCGGAUGCCGCCAUUUUGACCACCAUUCUCAAGGGCACAAAGGCCAGUGCUGCAGAGCAGCUGAGUAUGACUCUCGCCUGGGACAGAGCUGACAUUGCUCAGAAAAACGUUCUGGUCUUUGGACAACAUUGGCAGGUGGGUUCAUUGGAACAGGCCAUGCUGGAUGCUUUGGUGAUGGACCGUGUCAGUUUUGUCAAACUGCUGAUUGACAACGGCAUGACAAUGAGUCACUUCCUCACCGUGGAUCGCUUGGUGGAACUUUAUAACAUGCCUCAGGGGCAGACUGACCAUUUUCUUCAUCACCUUGUUGAGGAUGUGAAACAGACAUCUUUAGCUCUCGGUUACCGACUGUCUCUCAUUGACAUGGGCUUGGUCAUUGAGUACCUCAUUGGAGGAGCAUACUGCAGCACCUAUACACGCAAACAUUUCAGAACUGCCUAUAACGGACUGCAGGAAAAGAAAGGGAGAUGUGUCAGUACACCUUCCUUGUCCAAACAAAAAAUGGGAACGAUACCAAAUUCCCAAAGGAAUUUCUUUCGAACUGCUCAGCCUUACAAACGCAAGGACCAGAAUGUGCCACACGGUACCAGUGAAAACGCUGUAUUGAGUGGCGGUCUUUGCGAAGCGCCACUCGUCUUUUCUUUCAACUUUAACGACGUCUUCGUGUGGGCCGUGCUUCAGCAACGCCAGCAGAUGGCUCUGUUCCUGUGGCAGCAUGGUGAAGAGGCUCUUGCCCGGGCCACAGUGGCCUGCAAGCUUUACCGCUCCAUGGCCUUCAAGGCACGACAAAGCAGCAUGGAUGACCACAUGGCAGAACGCUUCAAAGCAUAUUCGCUUGAAUUUGGUCAGCUGGCAGUGAAUGUCUUGGACUGCGCUUUUCGUCAGAAUGAGAAGAUGGCAAUGAAGCUGCUCACUUCUGAGAUGGCGGCGUGGAGCCACUUCACCAGCCUGCAAAUAGCAGUUUCUUCGUGUCACAGACCCUUGGUUUCGCACUCUUGUACGCAGACCCUCCUCACCGAUCUCUGGACUGGCCCACUCAACAUGAGCAAAAACUCAUAUCUAAAGAUCAUUUUGAGCCUUCUUCUGCCUCCUGCCAUUCUGCUCCUGGACUUCAAAAGUAAAGCCGAAAUGUGUCACGUUCCCCAGUCUCAUGAGGCAAUUCUCUUUGGACGCGACACUCUUAAGUCAGGAGCAGCUCAUGACGAAACUGAUCACGUGGCUAACCAGGAUGCAGAGCAUGGACUUCCAUCCCAGGAGCGAUAUCUUGGUUCUCGGUCUGGAAUCCUUUUCCCAAUCACUUUGCAUGGUGUGUCCUGGAUCACAAGACUCUAUGAGUUCUACACAGCUCCUGUUGUUAAGUUCUGGUUCCAUACAAUGUCAUACCUCGCAUUCCUAAUGGUCUUCUCCUACACCAUCUUAGUCAAGAUGGAUGAUCAACCCGGUGUCCAGGAGUGGUUGGUCAUUUUAUAUAUUUUGACUACAGCGGUGGAGAAAACCAGAGAGGUUCUAAUGUCAGAACCGAGAAAGCUGAGCCAGAAGCUGAAGAUUUGGUUCUCGGAGUACUGGAACUUGUCCGACUUCAUUGCCAUCGUUCUCUUCCUGUUUGGUUUUGUGAUGCGUUGGCAUGCUGACCCAUUCCGGACAGCCGGACGGAUCGCUUACUGUCUAGAUAUUAUAUUUUGGUUUGUCAGGGUGAUGGAUCUGCUGGCUGUCAACCAACACGCCGGUCCCUACCUUACAAUGAUCACCAAAAUGACCUCGAACAUGUUCUUUAUCGUGGUCAUGAUGGCAAUUGUACUGCUCAGUUUUGGGGUAUCCAGGAAGGCCAUCCUGUCACCAGACGAGGACCCGUCAUGGAGUUUAACACGUGACGUCGUGUUCCAGCCUUACUGGAUGAUCUAUGGAGAGGUCUACGCAUCAGAGAUAGAUGCGUGUGAUGACGGUCGUCCAUGUGCUCCUGCUUCUUUUCUCACGGCAUUCCUUCAAGCUGUCUAUAUGUUCUUCCAGUACAUCAUCAUGGUCAACAUUCUCAUUGCUUUUUUUAACAACAUCUACUUCGAUAUGGCAUCAACAUCCAAUAAGUUGUGGAAGUACAACCGCUAUCGCUACAUAAUGACCUAUCAGGACAGACCGUGGCUGCCUCCACCCCUGAUUCUUCUCAGUCACAUGGCCUUUGGUGUGAGAGCCAUUUACAAGCAACUUCAUGGAAAUGCUGAGGGAGAUGAAAGAAGCUCUGGACUUAAGCUCUACUUAGACCACGACGACCGCAAGAAGCUCCAUGAAUUUGAGGAGAAAUGUGUACAGGCCUACCUCUAUGAGAAGAAUAAAGAUCUCCACAGCAGUCAGAAGAACAGGAUCCGCGUCACGGCUGACAGAGCAGAGGAGAUGUGCACGAUGGUGGGCGAAGUCUCCGAGAAGGUCAGCAUCAUUCAGGACAGCCUUACCGAGGUGGACUCGCAGCUGGGUCAACUUCAGGACCUCUCGGCGCUGGCUGUGGACACACUGACCCUGCUCUCGGCCUCUGACAACCUACAUCAAGAGGAGGCUCGCCUGGCUCAGUCCCGACCGAUCCAAACAUCUCAACACGUCCUCCCUCACAGCUGGACUCUGCACCACAGAGGCGGCGCCGACUAUGAUGUGGCCAAUAUGAGACGACUGAUGUGCAAGCCUUGUAAAAGUACUCCAUCGUCGUUGAUCCAAGGCUGCCCUCUUAGACAAGCGCCGCAGGAGUCCCACCGGGGUGGCAGCGGGAUAGAAGGACAGAUGGAGGAGGGCGAAGAAGAGGGAUCACAGUUGCCUGAAACACGCCAUCCUCGUGAGUUGUGUGUGGGCGUUUCUCAAACUGCACCGCUCGCUACAGUUUUGCACCUUCAUGGAGUUGGAAGGCAUCUGAGUGCUUUCAGUGAUCAGACACCUUAUGAGUCACGUGGACCAUCCCGCUGUGGGUCUCUGCCUUCUCUCAAGUUUACUGACAGAGGACUAGAGUCACCACAUGUUAAACUGUGGAGCUGUGACCUACACUGUGAGGAAAUUGACAUGGAAGAGGAGGAAGAAGAAGGCAAUGGAAAUGAUGACAAAAAAGAACAGAACGAGCCAGCGCAUGAACAGCUCUCCAAUUUGGAAGUAUCGAGACCUACUAGCAAUGUUGACCUUUCUGAGCCUGAAAACAUCUCAGAGGAUUUUGAAAAUUCGGCCUUCCGCCAACUAGAUACCCAAUUUAUUUGCCAAAACAGACCUUUUGCAAAAUCUCCAAGGUCAGCCUAUCGGUCCAGAGACUACCCUCAUGGCUACUGCAGAUCGCUGUCAUCCAGUGUGGAGAAUAUGACUUUCUCUGGGGCAUCCCCGAUUCCACGGGGGGGAUCGUUUCCCUACCUUAACGAAGCACUGAACAAGCAAGGCGCUAAAAGAAGUUUCAGAGACGACACAUCGUUGCAAUGUAGCAGGAGCAGAGAGUGGUCCAAGUCAUCUGACUUCACGCAAGUCUUGAACAGCGAAAGAAGCCCAAAUAGGAAGACUGUCAAAAUACAAGAAAGCAGCUCAGAGAAUGGAACCAUGCACACAUUUUGGUCUGACGCUUGCUGGAAAAGAUGGCGACGGUCGAAAGGAGAACCUGCAUGUUUGUCAGCUUCGACAAGCCUCCGCCAACUUAAUUUUGAGCCCCUGGAUUUGCAGAAGCAAGUUUUUUCUCAUCAGGAUGUUUUGAGCCCCACUCACUCAGCAUGCAACAGCCGGGCGAGAUCAGUGAGCCGCAGAUCUUCGUCGCAGAAUGGUAUUAAUGCUGAAGGUAGUUCCUCAUUCCAGUCCUCAGAUAUGUUGUGUCCACAUUAUUCAGCCAUGGAAAGAAACAAUCUGAUGAGACUGGCUCACACCAUCCCUUUUACUCCUGUUUCCAUUCUAGGCGGUGAAGAGGUGAGCAUUUACUGUUUGGAGGAAGUUCGGUCAGAGGCCAACCGUGAGUCCAGCACAGUCUCUUCGUGGUCUUCGCGAGGCCUGUCCGCAAUGCUUCAGCCGCUCCCGAGUGAAGAGGGAUCGCUGGAUGGGGGUCUGCGGCAGGGCUGCAGGGUGCUCUGCACCUGGGCCGAACGGGAUGCGCUCAUACCUGGGAUGGUGUACAUUGUCAAAGCCUUCAGACCGGAGGUGCUGUCUGCCUGGCAGAAGUACUUUCACGGCAGCACAGCGCUGCAGCUAUGUUUGAGGGAGAUCCAGCAGCAGAGGGCAGCACACAGGAUGAUGCAAGUUUUUAACCAGAUCAAACCUGCCAGCAUUAAACACUCCCCAAAAUUUCUGGACGUAUCAUUGGUCCUUUGGCAUUCGAAUGGCCAGUGGCUGACAAUCGAAAGGAACAUGUCUGGCAACUUCCGAAAGUACAACAACAACACAGGAGAGGAGACCACACCUUCCUGUCCACUGGAAGAGCUACUCCUAGCGUUCUCCCACUGGACCUAUGAGUACUCGUGCCGAGAACUGCUGGUGCUUGACGUACAAGGAGUAGGCGAGGAGCUGACGGAUCCAACAGUCGUUAUGGCAGAAAUGCACAGUGGCGCCGUGAGCGAGAUGCUGUUUGGUCCUGACAACCUAGGAGAUUCUGCCAUCAAUGCUUUCCUGCUAAAACACUCCUGCGGCGCUUGCUGCCACACAUUGGGCCUCACAGAUUUCUAUAACAAAUCAAAACAAAUUAUUCAUGAUGGAAGCAUGGAGUUCCUCAAAGCCCUCUUUAAGGCGGCAUCUGGACACGUGCAAGAGCAGCAGUUGGGCAGAGCCCACGCCGGGGGCGGCAGAACGAGAAGAUGAGGAAAAGAAAGCCUCAUUUUACCUUUGACCCAUGAAGUAGGCAAAAAAAAAAGGACACUCAUACACACAGACAACUCUGACAAAAAUAUUGGGCCUUAAACAUAUACUGACUUACAGUAAAAUAAGCAAGUUAGAAUUAGUGAUUGAGACACACAUACAGUAUGUAUCCAUUUCAAGUAUCAUACAUGUCAUAUAGAUGCUAAUAUAUUCUUUUUGUUCACCAAAAAAAACCCAACUAAUUAUGAGCAAGGUGGAAUUGCUUGGGAAAGAUGAUCAGUACAUGCUGCUUUUGUAAAUCAUUUGUUCAGGUAUACAUAAUAUUGUUGUGCGUGUGCGAGACAGAAAAAUGAGGCAGAAUUUCACCCAUAAAAUUUAUUGUAUUUUUUUUUUUCUUCCCACAACAAAAUGUCUACAAAAGCGAUAAAAUAUAGAAUUUAACAAAAAUCACUUCAGACCUUCACAUUAUAUGUACACAUAUCAAAGGAGGACUCAGUAAAGGGCCCUGCAUAGCUCUGAACUUCAAGCCAUUCUAUUCCGUAACACGUGGGUGUCUGCGACGCAAUUAAAUGCAAAUUUAUACAUGCACACGCAUUCUGAUUUGAAAAAGAAAGUGUUUGCACGGAGGAGCUCAUGGAUUGAUAGACGGAGCUCAGAGUCCUGCAGAGUCCUAUAUGACCAAAUGAAGAAAGCGUCAAAUUUCAAAAUGGUUUGCCAGUGUAACCAAAUGCACAAUUUCCUUGAGUUUCCCCUUUUUAUGAUUGCUAUCUCGAGUCAACUCAAGAAAAUAAAGCAUCUGCAGCCCACUUUCAGUCAUUCCUCUUCUCACAAGCUAUGGCACUUUGAAAACAAAAGAAAAGAUUCGGUUUUUUUUUCCUGUUUUUUUGAAUAUAUAGAAUUUUGAAUGUUGUUAUUUUUUGAAUUUUGUUUUGUUAGUCCUGUGUAAAAGAGGUUCCGUCAGCCCAAAUACCCUUUUUUUAGGUAUUGGUCACAGAUUGCUACAUUUUCUUUUAUUUGCUUCUUGCUUGCACUCAAAGACAUUCUAAACAAUAAGUUAACAAUUUUCAACACUACUUGAAUUGCACGCAUAAGGAAUGCAUUGAGAAAGCUUACAAAGCAUCGGUAGACAAAACAUUGUCUCAUUCUCACAGUAUCUGUCUCUCUCUCCCACACACACGCGCACACACACACACACAUACACUUCGGUUCUUUUCAAGAAAGGUAGGAGGGUUUAUGGAUGUAGUGUGUUGGACAAGGUCCAGGAAAUGUAUUUAAAAAAAAAACCAAGUGUAUUAAAACGUCCGUGCAGUUUGUCAGAG